AUGUUUGUCUUUAGCAUUACUGCUGGAGGUGUAAUGGAUGUCAACACCGCUCUGCAAGAAGUGCUGAAGACCGCACUUAUCCAUGACGGCCUGGCUCGUGGCAUUCGUGAAGCAGCCAAAGCCUUGGACAAACGCCAAGCCCACCUUUGUGUUCUGGCUUCAAAUUGUGAUGAACCCACAUACGUAAAAUUAGUUGAAGCACUUUGUGCAGAACAUCAGAUCAACUUAAUAAAGGUUGAUGACAACAAGAAGCUGGGUGAAUGGGUAGGUCUCUGCAAGAUCGACAGAGAAGGAAAACCUCGCAAAGUCGUGGGCUGCAGUUGUGUGGUUGUCAAAGACUAUGGCAAGGAAUCUCAGGCCAAAGAUGUCAUCGAAGAGUACUUCAAGUGCAAGAAAUGAGUGGAAAAUAAAUGUUGAACCUGACUAGUGU
Molecule: messenger RNA, 430 nt
Organism: Leptosomus discolor (cuckoo roller)
Lineage: Eukaryota; Metazoa; Chordata; Aves; Leptosomiformes; Leptosomidae
Source: RefSeq, a predicted model, not a curated record